Molecule: messenger RNA, 2007 nt
Organism: Lasiodiplodia theobromae
Lineage: Eukaryota; Fungi; Ascomycota; Dothideomycetes; Botryosphaeriales; Botryosphaeriaceae
Exons: 1
Coding region: 1-2007 (668 amino acids)
Source: RefSeq, a predicted model, not a curated record
AUGUGCAUCAUCGAACAACGUACUUACAUCCAACCCGACGGUAAGAAAGAGACCUACGACCACGUCAAGAGUCGUUGCGAGCUCGCUGGCACUGGAAAGUCUUGCCGCAAGAUCACCUACGAAGAACGAACCAUGCAGGGUGCCGGCCAUUCUCGUCAUUCCCCUCGCAUCCGCUACGCCGACGAGUCUUCUUCUCCUGCCACCGAGAGCCUUCCACCAACACCAGUCAACGGAGCCACCUUCGUUGAAGUUACACCAACCACGGGUGGAUUUGGCUCACAUCCUUCGCCCAAGCACCGCAAGACUGGCUCUCUUGGCCAAAUUGUCUUCAACCUUGGCGGCUCUAGGAAGGAAAAGGAGAAGCAGAAAGGGAAGCCAAAGACUACGACCAAGCACUAUUACGGCAGCUCGGCUGUGUCCGAAGCAACAUCAGCGUCCAGUACUAGGAGCUACUCGCCCGCUCCGCCUUCACCUACCCACGAGCAGAACCUGAGCCCAACGUAUCAGUAUUCGCACCGCAGAAGCCACAGUGCGACCAUGCCUUCAAAACCCUCCAUGGCUUAUGCGACCACGGCGAGGGCGGCGCGGCGGCCGGACUCACGGGGAAGAGAAGAGGUCCAUUUACUCAGCCCCCAGACACAUGCUGACCUCCAACUCGUAACCCCCCUGACCCAGGCUGACCCCCCAAGGGGACCACCGGGACCGCCACGUCCUCCGGCGCCUCCGGCCCAUGCUGACCCGCCUUCCCCUGAUGAACCUAGUCGCCGGCGGUCUCGAAGGCCUCCACCAAUCGUCACGCAGCCUUCCACCAGUUCCAGCUAUCGGCCUACUGCUGCUGCCUCGCGUCCACCAAACAAUAGACCUCAAGAUCCCAACCAGGGAGCUGCCCAAAGCGCAAACGACCGCGAGUUUGCUGAAAAACUAUCUGCAUCUCUCAAUAAUCUUCGCGUUAAUACUGGGAACUCCCAACACGAAGAGACAGACGACGAACGCCAAGCUCGCAUCGAGCGUGAGCGGGCUACGGGACGUGAACAGUUACGCCGCGAGCGACAAGCAGACGAGUUCUGGGCGCAGUACCACCGAGACCGACAGGAACGCCGCGAGGAGGGCCGUAAAAUGAACGAGCAAAGUCGCCCAGCCGACGACUGGGAGGCCCGCCUUGAGGAAGGACGUCGCCGCGUCGAGCAGGAACACCGUAACCGCCAGCAAGAAACUCGUCACGACCCUUCAGUCGAUGCUGCCGCCCCAGCUGACAGCUCUGGCGACGAAGAUUGGGAAGCACAGCUAGAAGAAGGCCGUCGCCGGCUAGCUGAAUUGCGACGCACUGAAGAGACGGCCACCAGCAACGCUCAUGCCGCCAACCGUGAGCGUCGACCUUCUCAAUCCUCCGUCAACGACCCGCUUCGCCGCCGCAACACAACAGGCGGUAGCCACGGGCAACGUCACCGUCCUCGCGUUCCCUUGGACUCCUCAUCUACCUCUCGCUCCAACUCAUCUGCCAAUGCCACAGCUAGCUCAAGCAUCGGCGCCGACACCACUGCAGACCGCGAAGCGAUAGAGCGAAAUCGCCUCCUUUCCUUCGAAAGAGAGCAGAUGGCGCGCGAACGCCAGGGAGCUGAUGUUAUGCUUGCUUCUCAGAUCGCUGACGCGCAGGCCGACAUCCAACGUGCCGAGGCCCGUAUAGCCGCGCGUCGCGACCGAGAGCAGCGCGAGCGUAUGGUCGAAGGCAAUUACGGUGCCUUUGCGUACGAUGGAGUCAACUCAUAUGCCCCGCAGCCCAAUGACUUCUACAACCCCCGUCUCGGCAUGGGCAUGGGGACUCUGAGACAUGAAAACAGACGCUUGCCACCUAUGACUCAUCAAGGCGGCCCUCCUCUCGGGGAGCCUGGAUGGGAGAGGGGACAGAGAGUUAUCCAUGAAGCGCGAGGUGGUGGUGGUCGGAGAUCCAGAAGGUCUUCCGUUUCCUACCACCAAUACCCAGCUUACCGUUGGGAUGAUCAGAGAUAA